Messenger RNA from Camellia sinensis, 2058 nucleotides. RefSeq names its product AT-hook motif nuclear-localized protein 27. Gene Ontology annotation, molecular function: DNA-binding transcription factor activity; minor groove of adenine-thymine-rich DNA binding. Gene Ontology annotation, biological process: vegetative to reproductive phase transition of meristem. Gene Ontology annotation, cellular component: nucleus. NCBI's taxonomy places the organism in Eukaryota, Viridiplantae, Streptophyta, Magnoliopsida, Ericales, Theaceae. The record is from RefSeq and is a predicted model, not a curated record.
ACACAAAAAGCCCGUGGUGGCCUGUUUGUCCCAACUCCAAAAGAGUUACAUAUUCUUCUCUUUUCUUUUCGUUUUGCCACCUAGCUUCUUUUUUUCUUUCCCUUCCCCACAAAGAGCUAUUAGCUAUAACUUAACAGUGACAACUUUGUUUGGGAAAAUCCAUUCAGUACCCAUAAAUGUCUCUCCAGUCACUUUCUUCAUCUGCACAUCUAAAUUGAUUGCAGUACAAAUCUGUGUGCAUUUAUGCGACCGAUCACUUGACUAUCAUCAACUCUUGGAUUGGAUUCUAGUGAUUUACUUUUGGAUCUCAAAUCCUUCAUCAUAUUUCUGGCAACUUCGAUUGCGUAACCGUAAGUUUUGUCAGUGGAAGAUGGAGAAGUAAAGUCUUCCGUUACUUUCUUGACCAUCUGGUUUGCUGAUGCUAGCUUGGUGUUGAAUCAUUAUAAAGAUUUAUAUAUAUCAGAUAGCUUCAGUUUUUGGCUGUGUCUGUUGUGCUUGUGCUCGUGCUUCUGAAGAAGAAGAAGAAGAAGAAGAAGAAGAAGAAGAAGAAGCUGGCAAAUAAGUGGUGGGAGAAAAUAGAUGUGGGAAUGGCUGGGUAUGAUUCAGGAGCAGGUUCUCGCUACUCUCAUCAUCAUCAGCUCCCCAGACCCGAGCUCCACUUACAACCUAUAUCCCUUCCUCAACAACAACAACAACACCAACACCAACAUCAACACCAGUCAACAACCCAACAACAACCCUCUGAUUCCACCGACAAAGACGACCAGAAGGCAGACCCUGCCACCAGCUCCGGCGAAGCAACCACCUCCAACCGCCGCCCCCGAGGCCGUCCUCCGGGGUCCAAAAACAAGCCAAAGCCUCCGAUCAUUGUAACAAGAGACAGCCCAAAUGCCCUCCGAUCCCACGUACUCGAAGUCUCGGCCGGUGCCGAUAUCGUCGAGAGCGUGUCCGUUUAUGCCAGGCGGAGAGGAAGAGGAGUUUCUGUUCUCAGCGGAAGCGGCACCGUUUCCAACGUCACGCUCCGUCAGCCAGCGGCUCCUGCUGGAAGCGUGGUCACACUACACGGCCGAUUCGAGAUACUUUCUCUCUCCGGGACUGUGCUUCCCCCGCCUGCGCCGCCCGGUGCUGGUGGUUUGUCCAUAUUUUUGUCUGGUGGCCAAGGGCAGGUCGUCGGAGGGAGCGUGGUGGCUCCCUUGUUGGCUUCUGGUCCGGUUGUUUUGAUGGCGGCAUCGUUUGCAAAUGCUGUGUUUGAGCGGUUACCCUUGGAGGAGGAGGAAGGAGGAGGAGGAGGAGCUGCUCAGGUCCAACCAGCUGCGUCACAAUCUUCAGGCGUUACUGGUGGUGGAGGCGGCGGCGGUGGCGGUGGUGGUGGCAGUGCUGGUGGUGUUUCUUUGUUUGGAAUGGGAGGAAACGUGCCUAACUAUUCAUUUUCAGGUGAUCUGUUUGGAUGGGGUACUGGUGGUGGUGGAAGUGGUGGUGGUGGUGGUGGUGGUGGUGGUGCAAGGCCUCCUCCUUUUUAAUGGGUUGAUUUGAUGAUUUGAUUCUCAAGUUGACUUUGGAUGAUGGAACUGAUGAAGACGAGAGGAAAAAUACAUUAAGCGAGUAGUUUUUGUUUUUGUGCAUGUGAUUAAAAAAGAAAAAACAAAAAUUGUAGUAAUGAUCUGUAUAGAUAUUGAAGAAAAUUGGUCCUGUUUUCAUGACUUGACUUGUUUCAGUGGGGGUUUGAUGAAGAUGUGAAGCUGUGAUCUUAAUAUGAAGGCCUGAGCUGGUUUUCCUUUCGAAAGUGUGGUGAUUAAGGACUUGUUCAUCAAGGUCAGUAAGUUCAACUUCCAUGUAUGAAAAUUGUUGUUAGUAUUUAAUUACAGACUUUUCCUAAUUUGGUCCCUUCUUCAAUUUCUUUCUUUCUUUUUUCUUUUUUCAUUUAGCUUUGAUUUUUCCUAUAUGUUAAUUUUGUGAUGAUGAAAUCAUUUGUUUCCUUUCGAUGAGAAUAUAGAAGAAUGUGUUUUAGGUUUAUGAAUUUUGAAAUAAAACUGCCAACAAGCAAGUGAAAUAAAGAUA